This is a messenger RNA of Fusarium verticillioides 7600, 1089 nucleotides long. RefSeq lists its product as hypothetical. Lineage: Eukaryota; Fungi; Ascomycota; Sordariomycetes; Hypocreales; Nectriaceae. The record is from RefSeq and is a predicted model, not a curated record. The transcript has 2 exons. Bases 1 to 1089 code for a protein of 362 amino acids.
AUGAGUCCUCUCACUAACACUCAGGAAGCCCCCAGCGCACCAAAGUUACCUACACUCCCUAACGAGAUUAUCAUGAAAAUCCUCACCGAGACCACCCAAAAGAGUCAGCUGGAUCGCGAUGGGGUGUUUGGAGAGGGGCAGAUCGAAAGUAUCCCCGUCCGACACAAAUGUAUCUACAAGACACUUGUUGUCGACGGCGAGAUCGACUUUUUGACAUCCGAAAAAUUGAGCUGGAAGCAAGCUCUCAAAAAAUAUCGACUGCUACAUCAAUUUCAUGUUUACGAUAGAUAUCUCAACCCCGAUCUUGUUGAGGCAACGCGAGCCCUCUGGAGUCGACACAACAACGGGAAUCUAGAUCUCGGAGCAUUUCGCCGUGAGGCCGGGAACCUCCUUGUCCUCACCGGUAACAUCAUGGAUGAUAUUCCCUUCGCUAUCGAUACCUAUGGUGGAGUUGACGGCCCUAACCGUAAUGCCUACGUUAAGAAGCUGCAUGCAAACGACGAUCGUCUCGCGUGCCAACGACGAGGUCACGUCAUGAUUCUAACUUCUCCAUGGGUAUUAGAGGAUGAAGAACUCGAAGACAUGAAAGUACAUGAGUAUCUUAUCUCUCAAGUCCCCCAUAAUAUGGAUGCUGACAUGCACAUUGCAUUCCAUCACGUCUUGUUUAGCAAACGGGAAGCGGAUCGUCUAGCUCUUCUUAAGCUGGACUGGCCUUUGAUGACUGGCCUCGAGAGCCUUUGUCUUGAUCUUUCAGGACCCUGGAACGAUGGUCCAAACGUGGCACUCAAGACCUUUUGUGUUCAGAUGGGAAUGCAUUUGAAACUCAAGACACUCGUUGUUCUUGGCCUUCCGGUACGACAGCAAUACUGUAAGUUGGGCAAGGACUUUUGGGUUAAAACCCUCGAGAGCCAGGAGUAUGUCCCAAGUACUGUCGUCAAAAGUCACUCAGAAGACAGCGACGAAAGCGAUGAUGAUCCUGACGAAGAACUCGUGGGAUUCCCAACAUAUAUCUAUUGGUUGAAGAAGUGUCUGCAGCCCGGCGGCCAGAUCCAUUUUGUCGUGCAGUAUGACUCAGAGACGGAGCCGUAA